This is a messenger RNA of Pygocentrus nattereri (red-bellied piranha), 5558 nucleotides long. RefSeq names its product nuclear factor of activated T cells 2a (gene nfatc2a). The record is from RefSeq and is a predicted model, not a curated record. The transcript is spliced from 10 exons. Gene Ontology annotation, biological process: regulation of transcription by RNA polymerase II; calcineurin-NFAT signaling cascade; cytokine production. NCBI's taxonomy places the organism in Eukaryota, Metazoa, Chordata, Actinopteri, Characiformes, Serrasalmidae. Gene Ontology annotation, cellular component: transcription regulator complex. Bases 255 to 2936 code for a protein of 893 amino acids. Gene Ontology annotation, molecular function: DNA-binding transcription factor activity, RNA polymerase II-specific; RNA polymerase II cis-regulatory region sequence-specific DNA binding; transcription factor binding.
CAUGUCAUUAGUUAUCGCGCAGAAAAAACAGACACGCCUUUCAGGCCGCUCGUGUGGAGGAGAGGGCGGAAGCUUAGGCUGCCAGUCACGGCCACAUCACGGUCUCACACGGCGCUAGUAAACUAACCAUCAUCCAGGCUUUAGGCGCUGCGCGGAGUCUUCUGGUUUCUUUUUCUUCUCCUAGUUUGCUUCGGUUCACUUUCAGUUCGGCUUUUAUUUCAUGGUCGUACUUUAAGCCGCGCCGGUUGGGACAGAUGAACUCUUUUUACGAAGAUAAGGACUGCAGUGAGUUAGGCUUGGCGGGAGAGCUCAGUCAAGUGAACUGCACAGAUGAGCUGGAGUUUGACUACCUGUUUGACUAUGAGCAGCCCUGCAGCGAGUUUUCCGCGGGAGAGCCUAAAGAUGAGAUCGAUCUUCCCCCACACAAAGUUGUCAGCACCCCCAGCAGCCUCCCAUACCCCCUGGAGGAGCCUUCCCCCUAUCCUGAGGCCAGCUCAAAGGCUCUUUCUGGUUAUGACCAUCUGGAGGCUAAAAACUACUUGGAGCACAUCAGGCCUAGCGGCCAAGCCCUAAGUCCAAGGAUUGAGAUCACUCCAUCUCGUGAGCACUACAACCAUGGGCAUGACUCGCUCCAUAACCACCUAGUGAACACCAGCCCCAGACCCACGCUCACUGUGCCUGGCCAAGACACCACAAUCUACCGUGAACCUCUCUGUCUUAGCCCAGCCAGCAGUAACUCCUCUGCCUCGUGGCACUCUGAAACCUACUCCCCCUUUGCCUCACCCUGCGUGUCACCCAGCAGUGGACAGGCAGUGAGUGGGGAGCUGUGCCCUCGCCUCCAAAACAUCCACACAGGCUCACCCCGAACCAGCCCAGGCACCUCACCACGCGCCAGUCUGGCUGAGGACAGCUACCUGGGCCGCUCCCCUUCCCCUCGGCCUGGCUCUCGUUCCACCUCCCCCCAGGGCAAGCGCACCUACGACAUGUACAGAAACCCCAGCCUGGUUCAUGCGCCUCGAUCUCGCAGCCCUUCGCCCCACAGCGGCCAUAAUGACCACCACGCCAGUGGCCCUUAUAAUUCCAGUAACUUGGUGGAGGUCAUUAAUGGGUUUGGACAACCUGGUUCAGUACCCACCAAGAUAGUCAAAACCAACCAGCAACCUUACACUGUUUACCCAGACAACCAUGCCGAGAGCUACCUGGUGUCAUGUGAUCAAGACAUCAAAACCAAAUCUGAGCCCUUUUUUGUCAUUCCCUCCAUCUGGUCCAAGCAGCUGGUGCCUGGAAUAUGCAGCAUCCCUGUGACCUCCCUGCCCCCUCUGGAGUGGCCUCUGCCCAGCUGCACAGACCAGUAUGAGCUGCACAUUGAAGUGCAGCCCAAACCCCACCACAGAGCCCACUAUGAAACAGAGGGCAGCCGUGGGGCCGUCAAAGCUCCCACUGGGGGUCACCCAGUGGUCCAGCUGCUUGGAUACAGAGGCAAAGAGCCACUGGGCUUGCAGAUAUUCAUUGGAACAGCAGAUGAGCGGAUCUUGAAGCCUCACGCCUUCUACCAGGUGCACCGUAUUACUGGCAAGACAGUGACCACAACCAGCUAUGAGAAGAUAAUAAAUAGCACCAAGGUCCUUGAGAUCCCUCUAGAGCCAAAGAACAACAUGAAAGCAACAAUCGACUGUGCUGGGAUUCUGAAGCUCAGGAAUGCUGAUAUAGAGCUGAGGAAGGGCGAGACAGACAUUGGGAGGAAGAAUACCCGUGUACGGCUGGUUUUCCGUGUACACAUACCCCAGCCAGGAGGCCAAUAUGUGUCUCUCCAGGUGGCAUCACAUGAAAUUGAGUGUUCUCAAAGGUCAGCGCAUGAACUGCCCAUGGUUGAGAAGCAGGACAUGGACAGUUGUUCAGUGCUGGGUGGUCAGCAGAUGAUUCUGACUGGGAAGAAUUUCAGUGCCGACUCCAAAGUGAUUUUCACUGAGAAGACCCAUGAUGGACAGCAAAUUUGGGAGGUAGAGGCCACAGUUGACAAAGACAAAAGUCAGGCAAACAUGCUGUUUAUUGAGGUGCCUCCUUAUCGAGAUCCAUCUAUCUGCCAUGCAGCUAAGGUCAACUUCUGCGUGAUCAAUGGGAAAAGGAAGCGUGGUCAGCCUCAGCACUUCACAUACAUGCCCCUGCCAGUUCCAUCCAUCAAAACAGAGCCAGUGGAUGAGUAUGAAUCUGGACAAAUGGGUUUUACAAUGUCUCAGAUCGUGGGAGUUUCACCCCAGUCCUAUUACCACCAUAAUCCACGUUCAGUCCUUAACCCAGAUAGUGGCCUGCUAUCCAGCUUGGCUUCCUGCCAGCAGUCACGCUCAGGCAUCUCCCCACCAGACCUACGCUUCCAGCAGCACAGCCCCGCUAUCGUCUAUUCCCGUGCUGAGAAGAACUUAGGUGGCAGCCUCUACUCCCAGACCAGAGUUAACAUGGUGCCAGAUCCACAUCGCUCUGUUCUGGUCCAUACUGGUUCUCCAGCCCAGUCUUCUCCCUUGAGUGGCCAGCAUGCAUCUACCCAGCAUCCCUCCAUCAUUCAGUUCUCCCCCACCAACCAUCACCUACUGCAAGGGGGUGAUCCCCCUGCCCCACCACCCCCUGAACAUCAGCAUAUCAUCUACUGUGAGGGCUACAGUCAGCAUGGGGCUCAAGCAGCAGCUGCCAGAUCCCCUGCUCCAGCACAGGCCCCCCACCCUCAGCAUUAUCCCACCGUCAUCCAGCAGCAGCCCUAUGUGCAGAGAGUUGCCAAAGACAGGUCCCCUCCUGGCCAGAUUGAUCCACAGAGGUGUUCACCCGCUGAGGAACAGAGAGCUUCCCUGCCUGGGCGAGUCACCGUCAAACAGGAGAACCUGGAUCAGGCCUACCUGGAUGAUGAUGGGUUUGGGGCACUUGCAGUGAUUCACCUUUCAACAUGAAUGCAACCUAACACAUGCUGCCAAAGCAAGCCAACAGUCGCUGAAGGGCAAGAAGCUAAAUGUCCUUGAUUGGUCCUUGAUUCAAAGUACUGACUUGGCUUUGAAAAUCUUUGAAGAGGGCCGUCCAUGAUUGCACUUGAACAAUUCUAUUAGAAACAAUAAGGAGGUUUCCCUUCUGCCUGGUAGAUCUAUCAAAAAGACUCAAAGCUGUAAUUCAAGGUGACUCCAUUAAAAAUAUAAACUAAGAGGGUUUUCUUUUAUCCAACCCAUUUACUCUGCUGGUUUCCUUACUUGCUUAUUUAUUUAUUAAUAGUUGCUUUCUUUACUGGACUUUAGGUCAGCAAAAGGUGACCGUGAACAGAGAUUAUAGCUUAGUGGAAGUAGAGGAGAGUGGUGCAGGUUCAAAUCCCAGAACUUACUGGAUAUUUCUAGCUGUGCCCUUGGGCAAAGCACCUAACACCCCGCUAAGCCUAGGACUCUCCACAAAAUCCCUUUCUUUAAGGGCUUGUUCCACUUUCUCUGACCAAACUCAAACUGCUAUGGUUUAAAACUGUGAGCUUGCCGUUCUGGCCAAAACAUCCCCCAGCUUGAAACGGUACUACUAUGUCUUUGAAAUGUAUGAAACAUAUCUUAUUAUGAGUUUCUCUCAUAUUAUUUCAUAUUAUGUCUUUCGGUUCAGGACAUUUAAGAUAUUUGACUAUGCUUGUAUAAAAUGGAAAAUUAUAACACAGAAAACCACAUAAAUCUGACUUUUAUAGCUUCACAGCCUUUUAUAUCAUGGAACUCAAAAUAACUGUGCCAUACUGCAACUAUGCGACAAUGCUUGUAAAUGUCAAACAUUAUAAAGAUAUUAUGUUUGUUUCUGUUGACACAUCAAGACACAACCCAUUUCUUUCAUAGGCCUGUUCAAAGGACGCACUUUGGAAACUCAGUAAGAACUCUUGGAACAAAGUUGGCUUGUCUUCAUAUGGCUGGCCAUCCUUUUGUUUACUACACUGUUUGUUCUCUGCAUUAAUUAGGUGAAAAAAUUGAUGAAAUCACUUACCUAAAAAUCCUUCGGUGCUGUUUAAAGACAAGCACUGUGCUUAGGGCUGAUUUUUACUGCAUGAUAGACAAACUAUUCAUCAUACUGUUCACAGCAUUUGUAGGUUUUAAUUAUGAGGUUCAUUCUUACUGGCCACCAGAGGGGGUGCAAAACAUAGUGAAUACUUUGUACACUUGGAAACAGGGUCAAGAUCUUGUAGCAACAAUCAGGCAGUGACAUGAUGCCUGAUGUAGACUGUAAUACAAAAACCCUGAUCACACAAACAAUUUCCUCUUCUUAUUGUGACACAGUAGCUGUUUCAAAAGAUACGCUGUAGUCUGUGUGGGCUGUAUUUCACUGACGGCUGUUACAAUUAGAAGGUUCCUUCAAAUACAGCUGAGAAAUGCAGCCUACAUCUCUAUGGCGAUUUGUUUUUCUUUUUUUGUAGGAUUUUUUUAUGUAGGGCCAUAAUGAAGCCAUAGUUUCUGUUCAGGUGCUACACAGAUGCACUAGGCAUUCUGUGCUUUGACCCUGAUGAUUGCCAUGUAAUUUGCAGUUGGUCAGCCCUGAGUGGACAGUCUACAUAAAUCAAUGUGUUCUAAAUCAGUUUCGCACAAAAACAAAGUGGUAGCCCAUUGUCUUUUUUGCAAACAAUGACAAUGUAUAGAUAUUCACUACCAUUCAAAAGUUACUAUAAACAGAAAUAGUCUAUGUGAAAAUGAAAGCAGCUUCACUAAUUCCUCAAAACUUUCUUGUGUCUGUAUGACUAUGAUUUGUUGCUGGGGAAGAUGUUUUGAGAAUUCUUCUUGCUGACAGCAGCAAUCUACGUGGCAUGUUCAGCAUUUAAAAUGUCAAAUUUUGGCAAAAGGUGAAGAGCAUAUCAGUCAGUGGCGUGCUUGAAGGUGGUGAGGGGCCCUUAUUGGUACUCUUAAGUGGCCAAUAAGAUUUUUACUAGUGUCAGUGCUCCCAGGGCCACACCCCUGCAUCUGCACCUGCUACAUUUUUACCAUGUUUGAGGACGCUACUGGAGUAUACUUCAUGGUUAUGCUCAUAAAACCCAUGUUUCUAAGAAUAACUAUUCUUAACACAUUGAAUAGUCAAUAAUAAAACAGUAAUGGUAAUGACAAUAACUCUACUAAUGACAACUGUACUAGUUACAUGAAUAGCAGUAGUAUAACAUCCUGUCUCGCCCUGCCCUGGUCUUUCUGUUUAUAUCUGCCAGUGUUUACCCUCCCUCCUGUGGCUUGCUGUGUGCUUUUUUGUUGUUGUUUUGGUCUCUGUCUUGUCUCCUGUCCUCCCUCCUUGUCAUCUGUCUUACCUGUGUGUAUUCUGUAGCCCCACCCUCUCCUUUGCCCCAGAUGUUUCUGGUAUGUUCCUUGUGCAUUUAUACUCCUGGUUGUUUUUCUUGGCUUUGCUUGGUGUUUCAGGCCCUGUUUUGUGUUUUCUGAGUUGUAUUUUAUUUUCUAUUAUGCCACUUAAACUUUUGUUUCCGUACAUUAUUUAAGUAUUUUGAUCAUUAGUAUUCUUUCUUUGUUUCACCAUCUUUGUGGAUACCUUUUUGUCAUGGAUUUAAAUAAAACCAAGGGCAUGCACUUGCA